ACUGUGCGCAUCAUCAGAAAAAUUGGUCCAUGAAUUAUUCUUAUUUUGCCUUUAGCUACAGUGGUGAGAAUACCGCCCAAAGUUCCCAGUUCCGGCAUUCCCAGCGCUCUCGCCCCACCAUUACGCCCUGGAACGGGAGCGUGGCGGGUGCCCCCCCGCCAUCCAUCAUCAGCCACAACCUUCGCAUGGAAUCGAGGUUCGGCGCCCUGCUAUGAUAUCUUGUCCUCGACAGGACCUACACCUGCCUCGCCUCCACCUACAACCUGAUCCAUCCCGACAAGGCGGGUCAGCGUCCGAAAAUGACAUCGACAGUACCGCGACCGGGCCCCGCGAACCUGGGGCCCAAUUCAGGCCUCGAUGAAUGGCUCGAGGAGGCCAAGCAGUGUCACUACCUGCCCGAACGGGUGAUGAAGGAGCUAUGCGAGAAGGUCAAGGAGAUUUUGAUGGAGGAAUCCAACAUCCAGCCCGUCUCGACACCGGUUACAGUCUGCGGCGAUAUUCACGGCCAAUUCUACGAUCUACUCGAGCUCUUCCGCGUGGCGGGCGGCAUGCCAGGCGAAUCCAACGUCCAGGCCCCCAAGACCGCGACGACGGUAAUCACCUCGGACGAUAUCGAGCCGCCGACCGAAAUCACAAACCCCAAAUUGCGGAAGAAGCUACGGUCGUCAGGAGACCCACCGGGCGCGACAGACGUCGAGGGCGAGGACGAGGAGCGGCCGCAAACCGCCGACUCUGGCGUGGGCGUCACAUCUUCACAGAGUGCAGACACGCGGUUUGUGUUUCUGGGCGACUUUGUGGACCGCGGCUACUUCAGCUUGGAGACGUUUACGCUCCUCAUGUGCCUCAAGGCAAAAUACCCUGAUCGGAUUGUGCUCGUCCGCGGCAACCACGAGUCUAGGCAGAUUACACAAGUCUACGGAUUCUACGAAGAAUGUCAACAAAAGUACGGCAACGCCUCCGUCUGGAAAGCAUGUUGUCACGUGUUCGAUUUCCUGGUGCUGGCGGCCAUUGUGGAUGGGGAAGUACUGUGUGUGCACGGCGGGUUAAGUCCCGAGAUUCGAACGAUUGACCAGAUCCGUGUCGUCGCGCGCGCGCAGGAGAUCCCGCACGAGGGCGCGUUCUGUGACCUGGUGUGGUCCGACCCCGAAGAUGUCGAGACGUGGGCUAUCAGCCCGCGCGGCGCAGGGUGGCUGUUUGGCGACCAGGUGGCCAAGGAAUUCAACUACGUGAACGACCUGAAGCUGAUAGCGAGAGCCCAUCAGUUGGUGAAUGAAGGAUACAAGUACCACUUCCCAGAGAACUCGGUCGUGACCGUUUGGUCGGCGCCCAACUACUGUUACCGAUGCGGCAACGUCGCGUCCAUCAUGUCUGUGGACAAGGACCUCAGCCCCCGCUUCAGCAUCUUUUCCGCGGUGCCAGACGACCAGAGACACUUGCCGGCGAGUAGGAGAGGGCCGAGCGACUACUUCCUGUGAGCGUGUUCUGGUCGCGGGCCUUGGCGGGCCAUUGGAUUUGUUGUUGCCUUUCUUCUGCAUGUAGACUAGUAUAGGGCCACGAUACCCCUUGAUGUCUGAAACGAUGGAACAGGACGGGUACGCACGGGUUGUUUGGGUAAUGAAGUACAUGAUUGUCAUACUGAGGUUGAGACGUGAGACUGCUGAAAUGUGACUCCACAUCCGCAAC
This is a messenger RNA of Emericellopsis atlantica, 1683 nucleotides long. RefSeq names its product Metallo-dependent phosphatase-like protein. Lineage: Eukaryota; Fungi; Ascomycota; Sordariomycetes; Hypocreales; Bionectriaceae. The coding region runs from base 300 to 1475 and encodes 391 amino acids. Gene Ontology annotation, cellular component: cytoplasm. Gene Ontology annotation, molecular function: protein serine/threonine phosphatase activity. The transcript has 3 exons. The record is from RefSeq and is a predicted model, not a curated record. Gene Ontology annotation, biological process: peptidyl-serine dephosphorylation; G1/S transition of mitotic cell cycle.